UGGACUCACUUGCCGGUCUUUCUUUUUCAGUCUUCUUCUUCUCCUUCUCCUUCCUCGAGAGACAGAUUCGUACACAGAGAGAGAAUGGAGGGCCAGCCGGCAGCUCUUCUUAAAUGCCAGCGAAUCGGCUGCGACGCCACGUUUUCCGAAGACAACAAUCCCGAAGGUUCUUGCCAAUACCACGAUGCGGGACCUAUAUUUCAUGAUGGGAUUAAAGAGUGGAGUUGUUGCAAGAAAAGAAGUCAUGAUUUCAGCUUAUUUUUAGAAUUAGAAGGAUGCAAGACAGGUAAACACACAACAGAGAAACCUGUUUUGGCAAAGGCGAAACCUAAGACGCCUGUUUCUACGUCAGCUCCUGCGUCUGAUGCGUCAGCAAAACAAUCCUGCUCUAGGUGCCAACAGGGUUUCUUCUGUUCAGAGCAUGGUUCACAAGCCAAAGAAAUGAAUUCAAAGCCUGUAAAUGUAGCCACAACGCCACUUACAGAAAGCAUUACAAAUGAUCAAGGCACUUCUGCUCCGCUGAAAAAGAUUAUUGACAUAAACCAGCCCCAAAUCUGCAAAAAUAAAGGUUGUGGUCAAACUUUCAAAGAGAGGGAUAACCAUGAGACGGCAUGCAAUUACCACCCGGGGCCUGCUGUUUUCCAUGACCGAGUGAGAGGGUGGAAGUGCUGUGACGUUCAUGUAAAGGAAUUUGACGAGUUUGUGAGCAUCCCUCCGUGUACCAAGGGGUGGCACAAUGCUGACCCAGUCCAGUAACAGCAGUAGGGAAGGUUGAAGUGUUUUUUUGCCAUUUUUUUGUUCUAGGUUUUGUUAAUCGAACUGAUACAUAUCCUUCAGUUGUCAUCCUGAAUGUUGAACUUCUCUGUUUAGCUCAUUUCUGAAGACCCUGCAUGCUAAGAUGUGAAUUGCUAUCUCGCUCAAUUUCUGUGUUGUACUUCUACGAUCACAUCACUGUCAUCUAAAUUACACUGCAAAUAUGUGGACCAGAACUUUGCAUCAAUAUGCCAUAUCUACUCCCAAACCUUCA
This is a messenger RNA of Rosa rugosa (rugosa rose), 1027 nucleotides long. Its product is annotated as cysteine and histidine-rich domain-containing protein RAR1. The transcript is spliced from 6 exons. Gene Ontology annotation, molecular function: Hsp90 protein binding. Gene Ontology annotation, cellular component: cytoplasm; nucleus. Gene Ontology annotation, biological process: defense response to fungus; defense response to bacterium. The coding region runs from base 85 to 756 and encodes 223 amino acids. The record is from RefSeq and is a predicted model, not a curated record. NCBI's taxonomy places the organism in Eukaryota, Viridiplantae, Streptophyta, Magnoliopsida, Rosales, Rosaceae.